CGACGUGGGACCUGAACUCACCAACCGCGAGAUCAUGACCUGAGCCGUUGUUAGACGCUCAGCCAACUGAGCCACCCAGGUGCCCCUCAGAGGCUAGUUUCUUAACCUACACUGGAUGUGGGCUGGGUGAAUGGCCCAAGGAAGCUGGGGAGAGGGAGGUCGUUUAUGUGCUGUUUGCCUGCUGGUGACGAAAAUGAUGGUGACAAGCAACUGUAGCCUCCUCUUUUCCUGCCUGUGAAGUCACCAAGGAAUAAGUUACAUUAAUCACAGCACAGGACAUAUCAGUCAUCUUACUUGAUUUUCAUAACUGUCCUUUUAAGAUUGGUAGGAGAGGCAUUCAUAGUCUCCUGAACUGCCGUCUCAUGGGACCUCAGCCAACUCGUUUCCUUAAGCCACUGUUGGCCACAACAUCCGUGAUUAUAUUCAACCUUUUCCACUCUUGCAUAAGUGAAAAGUGAUACACCUGGGCUGAGAUGGGAAGAGCGAUGUCAGGAUUUCCAUGUCCCUUUCCUUCUUUCCAGUGAGUGCUGGUAUUAGGGUUCUCCAGAGAAACACACCAAUAGGAUAUACGUAGAUACCGAUAUAGAUGGAUUUAUUGUGCCUUCGGGGCCUGCUUGGGCGCGAUCGUAUAUGCCCCACUUCCGUCGGAUGAUGGAGUGCUGCUAGCGUGUCCAGCUCCGUUCCUGCUGGGUCGGCUGACACGCAGCUCGUGGCGGGCAGCUCAGGUCUCCUGGUAACUUGGUGGCCCACGGGUAAGCAUUUAGUCUCUCCUAAGGCCCGGUAGGAAGGCAAGAGCUGUGUGUCACGAGGGGAGUGGUUAUCUGUGGAGGAGGGCAAGGCUUUGCUCCAGAGUCCCAAGGGUCUGCGCGAAGAUUCAUCUGUGGGCCCUGCCAAAGGCUCCAGAUGACAUCCUUGUCUUCUGACAUUUCAGACACCUUUACAUCUGCCGGAUCAUGUGGCCCAGCAGCAGGCAGCCCGCACGGCAGCCUGGAGCUGGUGGAGAGCCUUCUCUUGUCCUGGCCCCCACUCAAAACUUGCAGCUUUUUGGUUCACGAGGUAAAUGGGCCAGAGUAUGACACCCAAGCGAGGAACACGUUGCCUCCAAAAGGCAAAGAGGGGAGGCCCGCUAGGCGUCGCGUCUCUGGUUUGGUUGUAGGGGAGCCAAAUACAACGGUUUAGCUUUCACCUCAGAAGGGAUAGCUCUACAUGGCGCACGUGUAUCUUGACCAGAUUUCUUUCCGUUCUCCCACGUGCGAGUGUCUUACCAGGAAGUUUACAGUACUCGCUGCUUCUUGCUCACGGCGGCUUGUGGGAGGGAGAGGUGACCAAGGUCCGUGCGAACCAAAUUAGGAUGUAGGGCCGGAGAUUUGACACUCCUUUGAGGGAGGACCAUGAAGGUGUAUUGCUGGCCUGGCUUCUGGUGGGCCUCGCUCUCGGCGAUGAAGAAAAUGGCGUUUGCCGGAUCAGCAGCUGCCUCAGGUCCCAGAGGAUGUGUGAAUUUGCUCAAGCAAUGAAACCCUGCCUGCAACAGCCGCUGCGGUUCGAACCACACCCGGUGAUGCUUAAUGGCGAUCUGCUGUCCUCUCCAAGACCCACCCACCUUCUGCCCAGGCCAGAUAGGGCCCAAAGUGAUCCAGACUUCCGCAGCUAAUUUUUCACUAAGUAAUAGUAAAAAGCUGAAGCCAAUUCAAAUACUUUCAAAUCCACUGUCUACAUAUAAUCAGCAACUGUGGCUGACAUGUGUUGUUGAGUUGGAUCAAUCAAAAGAAACAUCUAUUCAGACAAGCUUUCUCAUGACUGUUAAAGUUGAUGGUGUAGCUCAAGAUGGAACCACCAUGUUCAUUCAUAACAAAGUUCACAAUCGGACAAGGACCCUCACCUGUGCGGGGAAGUGUGCAGAAAUUAUUGUGGCUCACCUCGGCUACUUGAAUUACACUCAGUAUACCGUGACUGUGGGAUUCGAACACCUGAAGCUAGCCAUCAAGGAAAUGAACUUUACAUGGAAGACUUAUGACCCUGCAUUUUCCCAAUUGGAAAUUUGGUUCCGAUUCGUCUUUGUGGUGCUUACCUUCAUUGUCACUUGCCUGUUUGCCCAUUCCCUCCGGAAGUUUUCCAUGAGAGACUGGGGGAUGGAGCAGAAGUGGAUGUCCAUUCUUUUGCCUCUGCUGCUGCUUUACAAUGAUCCGUUCUUCCCCCUCUCCUUUCUGGUGAACAGCUGGUUUCCAGGCAUGCUGGACGAUCUCUUUCAGUCUGUGUUCCUGUGUGCCUUGCUGCUCUUCUGGCUGUGCGUGUACCAUGGGAUACGGGUUCAGGGAGAAAGGAAGUGUUUGACUUUCUAUUUACCUAAAUUCUUCAUUGUUGGACUGUUGUGGUUGGCUUCUGUUACACUAGGAAUAUGGCAGACAGUUAAUGAAUUACACGAUCCAAUGUACCAAUAUCGAGUUGACACAGGAAAUUUUCAGGGAAUGAAAAUUUUCUUCAUGGUGGUGGCAGCUGUGUAUAUUUUAUACCUUUUGUUCUUGAUAGUGCGGGCCUGUUCUGAGCUACGUCACAUGCCUUAUGUAGAUCUCAGGUUAAAAUUUUUGACUGCACUGACUUUUGUAGUACUUGUCAUUAGCAUCGUCAUCCUUUAUUUAAGGUUUGGAGCGCAAGUAUUACAAGACAAUUUUGUAGCUGAACUGUCAACUCACUACCAGAAUUCAGCUGAAUUCUUAUCUUUCUAUGGCUUGUUGAACUUUUACCUCUACACUUUGGCCUUCGUGUAUUCUCCAUCGAAGAACGCCCUGUACGAGUCCCAGCUGAAAGACAACCCUGCAUUCUCCAUGCUGAAUGACUCCGACGAUGAUGUGAUCUAUGGAUGGAGUGGCAUUCCUUUUUUUGAACACUUACCACGAGUGGUGACCACAGGAGGAACAGUUCGUUCUGGCCUUGAGCCCUGGUGCUUGAUUGGGGGGGGGGGGGGGGGGGUGGUGAGGAGCAGGUGGGGGCAGUUGGCUAUAGAAAUGGGGAGCACAGAGCUAUGAAUGUGUUCUUGCUAGAAUGGUAUGUCAGUGUGGAAGAGGAGAAUAAAUGAGGAGCUGUCAAAAGCCGAGUGGCUUCAAAGGUCUCUUUUGUGACAGGAGUGACUAUGAAGAGAUGCCUCUGCAGAACGGCCAGGCCAUCCGGGCGCAGUACAAGGAGGGGUCUGAGAGUGACUGAGCCUCGGGCUGUCCUGCAGCACCGCUUCCUGGCCCUCCGUGCUCCUGCUGGUGUUCAGGCUUGUGUCCUGAGCAGAGAUUUCCCGGUCCUUACUUGUUUACGUAUUUUUGAAAGGAAAACCAAAACCAAGGGUAAAUUUAAACAUUGGGCCAAAUUUAUUGUUAGAGUGGCUACAUUUGUUUGGGAAGAGAGGUGCUGAUGAAAAAUGUAAACAGGCAAAUCCUUUUUCAAGGGUUUCAGAUGAGAAAGGGUUUGUUUUUUUUUUUAAAUUUUUUUUUUUUCAACGUUUUAUUUAUUUUGGGGACAGAGAGAGACAGAGCAUGAACGGGG
Prionailurus viverrinus (fishing cat) is the source of this 3528-nucleotide messenger RNA. RefSeq names its product transmembrane protein 181 (gene TMEM181). Lineage: Eukaryota; Metazoa; Chordata; Mammalia; Carnivora; Felidae. Gene Ontology annotation, molecular function: toxic substance binding. The transcript is spliced from 16 exons. The coding region runs from base 1566 to 3023 and encodes 485 amino acids. The record is from RefSeq and is a predicted model, not a curated record.